UUGAUGCCAUCGGACGUGACCCGUGUUUAUUUAGUGUUUUUCGUGAACGGGGCAGCGAAAACGAAAGCACUCGCUAUAAAAUAAACAAAAAACUAUUUUUAGGCUGCAAAUCUUAAAUAUACCUUCUCGAUCGGAUCGACUGCAGCAGGAGCACAGAAGUUGUCACAAUGGACUGCAAAUCGCGACGCGGCACCAAAAUAUCGGUGAUCGCCCUGGGCAGUGCCCUCUGUUUCGUCAUGAUGGCAUACUUCGUGUUCGGGGACAGCAACGACGAGCAGGGGCUGCGGAAUCUGCGCAUGAUAUCCAUACUGUUCCGACACGGCGCCAAGAAUCCGAGUGGCUUCUACCCGCUGGAUCCGCAUGCCGCUCACGAUUGGCAGGGCGGCAUGGGAGCCCUCACACCGAAGGGCAGCCUGCAGGCGUACAACCUGGGGAAGAAUCUGCGCAUGCGCUACUACCGCCUGCUGCCCUCGAACAGCCUCUACACGCAGCAGCAGGUGCAUGUCCUCAGCUCGGCGGCGGAGCGGUGUGUGAUGAGCGCCCAGAGCGUCUUGGCCGGCAUGAUGCCACCGCUGGAGAACAACAACGUGUUGCCCAUUCCCUGGCAGCCGGUGGCCGUAAAUACGCUAUCGCGAAAUGAUGAUAUACUUUUGGCCCAGAAGAAACCCUGUCUGAAGUACGACAACAUCCUGCAGAAGCUCUACAAGUCGCCCCCUGCUGAACUCCAGAAACUGAACGAGGACAACCUGGAACUGUUUAAGCUGCUUACAAAGAACACAGGCAAGAACAUUUCAAAUGUGCUGGAUGUGGAGCUUCUAUAUGGCACCCUCAAAACCGAAGAGGAGGCUGGUCUGGUGCUGCCCGAUUGGACUGAGAACAUAUAUCCCGAGGAGAUAAGACCACUGGCCGAGCGUAGCUAUAUGCUUUUUACGGAAAGCCAUCUGAUGAAGCGAAUCAAAGGUGGCGCCUUCCUCACGGAAAUACUCAUGAAAAUGCAGAACAAGCGAAAGAGGAACCUCAAUCCCGAUCGCAAAAUAUUUCUGUACUCGGGACAUGAUGUUACUUUGGUGAACGUCAUGAAUUCCCUGGGGAUUCUGGAUCAGACCACCAAGCUUCCUGAAUAUGCCUCUGCCUUAGCGUUUGAGCUUCAUCACAGCAAGUCCUUCAGCGACGCUGACUUUGAAGUGAAGUUGGUCUACUAUUACAACAGCGAAGACAAGUUCCCCAAGGAACUGACCAUUCCCAACUGCGACGCUCCCUGCUCGUUAACCCAAUUCGAGGCCACCUUGAAGUCCCUGCUUUUGGACAACUACGAUGAGACCUGCGAGAAUCAUCCAACUGACUGCAAAACCUAAUAUUUCUUCCAUUGUUAACUGUUUCUGUUUGUUGAAAGUGUUUUAGUCUGGGGUGCUGCUUAAGUUCAUUGCCUGGUUUUGUUUUGGUUAGCUCAUAUAUAAUAAAAAUGGGUUAGAUAUAUAGCUUUAACUGGAACAUAACUCAAGAUAUACAUAUGUUCUAUAACCACGAAGUAGUGUAAAAUAGAAAAGGGGUCAGUAUAUUUAUGUCAAAAAGACAAAUAAAUUGGUUAAACUGUUA
Molecule: messenger RNA, 1596 nt
Organism: Drosophila ficusphila
Lineage: Eukaryota; Metazoa; Arthropoda; Insecta; Diptera; Drosophilidae
Product: lysosomal acid phosphatase
Exons: 7
Coding region: 168-1355 (395 amino acids)
Biological process (GO): dephosphorylation
Molecular function (GO): phosphatase activity
Source: RefSeq, a predicted model, not a curated record